Microthlaspi erraticum is the source of this 453-nucleotide messenger RNA. Lineage: Eukaryota; Viridiplantae; Streptophyta; Magnoliopsida; Brassicales; Brassicaceae. The record is from the annotation of a GenBank genome assembly.
AUGCGAGUUGAAGACAUGAUCCCCAUCAAUGAUUCUAUGCCUGAAGAACAGCUUAUGGCAAUCAUGAUCUUGAAGGAGAGUUUUGAUGAGAAAGCCAGGCUGGAAGAAGUUAAGGCUCUGCGUGAUGAGAAUUUGCCAUGGCAUUACUAUUGGGAUGAGCCCUACCUGUACAAGAGAGGACCAGACAGCAUUUACAGGAGAUGCAUUGCUGAAGAGGAUGUGCAAGGAGUUCUAGAGCAUUGCCAUGGGUCAGCUUAUGGAGGUCACUUUGCUACAUUCAAAACAGCAACUAAGGUUUUGCAAUCGGGUUUAUGGUGGCCUACUUUGUUUAAGGAUGCAGCAGACUACAUUGCCAAGUGUGAUCCAUGCCAAAGGAAAGGAGGGAUCACCAAGAGGGACGAGAUGCCACUAAACCCAAUUCUAGAGGUUGAGAUUUUGAUGUAUGGGGAAUAG